AUGGGAUCAUCCACCAUCGGUUUGAAUCUAACUUUUUUUGUUGUUUUCGCCGUUCUGUUGGAUGUUCGAUCAUUUCGAAUCCUGUUGAUUAAUUCAGGCAAGGUUCACGGAUCUCUAGCUCGUGCCGGUAAGGUGAGAGGUCAAACUCCCAAGGUGGCAAAACAAGAUAAGAAGAAGAAGCCUUGUGGCCGUGCUUACAAGAGGAUGCAAUACAACCGCCGCUUCAUUACAGCAGUGGUUGGAUUUGGCAAACAGAGGGGACCUAACUCAUCUGAGAAGUAAGCGAGCUAUGUAGGUGAAGAAGGCGAAAAGCUUUUGAUGGAAUUUAAGUCUUUGUUUUCUUUUGAUAAUGAUUUUAUGAUAGCUAUUUUGAGCUACUGGUUUCAAGGAUUGGAAUGAACUUUUACUU
Hibiscus syriacus is the source of this 409-nucleotide messenger RNA. Its product is annotated as 40S ribosomal protein S30-like. NCBI's taxonomy places the organism in Eukaryota, Viridiplantae, Streptophyta, Magnoliopsida, Malvales, Malvaceae. The record is from RefSeq and is a predicted model, not a curated record. Gene Ontology annotation, cellular component: ribosome; cytosolic small ribosomal subunit. The transcript is spliced from 3 exons. Gene Ontology annotation, molecular function: structural constituent of ribosome. Bases 1 to 282 code for a protein of 93 amino acids. Gene Ontology annotation, biological process: translation.